Messenger RNA from Cladocopium goreaui, 1222 nucleotides. The record is from the annotation of a GenBank genome assembly. NCBI's taxonomy places the organism in Eukaryota, Dinophyceae, Suessiales, Symbiodiniaceae.
AUGGGUCCGGUGGUUUUAGUGUCACCACAAAGGUCUGGACUCAGCGGCGCGCAACUGAAGCGGCUGGAUGAGUUAAACAAAAUCUGGCAGGAGAUUCUUGCUGAACGGCGCUCGCAAAAGGCCCUGGCUGCCAUUGCAAAUGGAGAAGGACCUCACUUCGUGGGGAAUGCGCCGCAGAAAAACCAGCUUGGAGCACCAGCCAAAGUUGCUGGUCAGCACUUCUCUGUUCCUGAAGAACUGGAUCCAGCCAAUGCAAGCAUCCUCCACAUGGCCCAUCCUCGGAGCCGGGAGGUUGCCAUGCUCAUGGCCGAGCAUGCGAGGUGGGCUCAAAGAGAUGCGCUAAAGGCACUCUUCCUUGCAGCAUCAGAUUCUAAUCAGGCUUUUGAAGCUGCGCGUCGAGCGAAUGAAGCUGUCAUGCAGGCUAUGCGCCAGCCGAAUGCAAGCUUUCCAGUCUAUGCUGAAAAGCCUUUGCCCUUGGAGCCAUGGCUCGCUACCGAGAAAUGGCCUACGGACCCUCCAGAUCCACUGCGGACAAUGCCACUAGGCAAUCCUCCACCUGGAGUUCAUUUGGAAAGGUUGGCUCAAUGGUUCCAACUCCAUCCACGACCUCCCAUGGCCAAGCCUGUAGAUCACAUUGAUGUGAAGCCCCCGGACACUUCAAAGGGAACUAACGCCGAGGCUUGGAGCACCGUGAACGCAGCAUCUGCUGGUCUGCAGGCUCCAUCGAUGCCACAUCGGGCACCAGCACCAGUGCCUUUCCUAUCAGGGAGGGAUCCAUACAUGAGCAAGCCUCCACCGCCUCCGGGUCCUGAUGAUGAUCCUGAUCCUCUGCCGGAUCAGAAAACACCACCAUCACCUGGUAUUGCACCUCCAAAGGGAGGACUUCCACCACCACUGGAACCUCCAGCGAGCCAGCUGUGCGUGAGCGAUGGUAUCCUCAUGAGCUCUUCUCUCCUGGAAAGAGCCCUUUCAACACGGAGAAGGAGGCGGCAGCGACGGGAUGAGAUGACAAAGUUCUUCUGUUCCACCUCCACUGUGGCUGUCUUCUGAUGCAGCGGCUGCUGGACUCCAUCCUACUUUGAGCUAAUGACAAGUGCGGCCAAAGCAGCCACUUGAGUCCCAAUCUUAUAGUGACUUCUUGAAGGCUCGUGUUUUCCUCCAAGGGUCUGAUAGUCUGAUGCCUCUACAUCUUGCCUCAAAGUCAGGCAGCCAGGCAUAAAAA